Molecule: messenger RNA, 3021 nt
Organism: Argiope bruennichi
Lineage: Eukaryota; Metazoa; Arthropoda; Arachnida; Araneae; Araneidae
Exons: 1
Coding region: 47-1582 (511 amino acids)
Biological process (GO): proteasome-mediated ubiquitin-dependent protein catabolic process; regulation of proteolysis
Cellular component (GO): nucleus; cytoplasm
Molecular function (GO): ubiquitin protein ligase binding
Source: RefSeq, a predicted model, not a curated record
GAUAAAAAGAGGGCAAAUAUUCUGAAGGCGUUUAAACUCUAACUAAAUGGCUUCAUCUGAAAAUAGUGGUUUUAUUUUUACAUGGUCAAUUGAAAACAUCCAUUACAUAGCUCUAAACAGAGAACUGACAAGUCCGACGUUUAUUGCUGACUGUUUGGAUAAGACCGAAUGGCGUUUGGGGGUGGUUUUGAGACUUAAUGAAGACCAGAAGAUAGAGAAGUAUUUACAACUGUAUAAAGUACCAACUGAACCUUACUACUACCCCAUUAGUUAUGAAUUCUCGGUUUUCGAUGCUAGCAAUAAAAAAUUGGAAUCCUUUAAAGUCAGAGGGUUUCGAUUUCAUAGAGGUAGUUCCACCGGAGAAUCAAAGCUUUAUGAUCGCACAGAAUAUUUCUCAAAGAUAAAAACCAUUCAGUGUCGCUUGUGGGCGAAUGAAAAAGAUAGUGUUACUGAGCAAGGCUUCGGUCACACAUCUAUAUGUUUUGAGAGAAGAUAUUUCGCAUGGACAAUUGAGAAAUUUAGUGAACUGUGGAGGAAGACCAGUUAUAUGACAAUCGAAUCCAAAAAAUGCCCAUCAAAGAGCAUUAACUUGAUACUGAACACUUCACUUACCUGUGAAAGGAAAUUGCAAGUUGAGUUAAGAAAUAACUUGACUUGCAAAUGGUGCUACACUGGCAACUGUUGUCCGUAUCCGUACGUGCAAGGUUGUGAAAUUUCAAUUGUAGAUUCCAAAGGCAAUGUAAUGGUCCUUACUGGCCAAGAGAAAUGGAAAAGUGCUGAAGAAUGCGAUGGAAUAAAAGCUCCAAAAGGCAAAAGUCACGACAAAUAUUAUUUUCAGUUUCCGCUGAACUCCACAAACAAAGAGUUUGUUGAAACUUGCGUCCAAAAUGAUUCAUUAUCAUUUCGCUGUGAAUGUGAUAUAUGUUUCGGUUUUGAGACAAGUCAACUUGAAAACGCACCAAAGGAAUGUACUGAUAUUGAAAAACGGCAGGACUGCGACUGCUGCAAGACAGCAAUUUCAUCAAGUGCCCCUCCCACCAAUUUUAUGGAAGAAAUGCAACAGUUACUUGCUGAAAAACAGUUUUGUGACUUCACACUGAAAACUGAAAUUGAAACUUUUCCUGUGCACAAAGCCAUCCUCAGUGUCAGAUCUCCUGUCUUCAAAGCUAUAUUCUCCCAUGACAUGAGAGAAAACACGAAUCAGAAUAUCGACAUUCCUGAUUUAAAUGCGGCCACUGUCAGACGAAUGUUUGUAUACAUAUACACCGACAAAAUUGACAACAUUUCAUGGAACGAUGCUUUUGACUUAUAUAUCGCGGGUGACAAAUAUCAAAUGUUGAAUCUGAAAGAGAGGUGUUCGUUCAUAUUGAAAUCUAACCUUCAUCCAUCGAAUGCUUGCGAAAUAUUGGUUCUAGCAGAUGAACGCCAUGACGAAGAGCUUAAAAAAGCAGCAGAGGAUUACAUAAUAGAUCAUGAUGUAGAAAUAAUCCGCAUGGAUGCGUGGAAAGAUAUAGAAAAAAACAAUCCCAGUUUGGGAGUCGAUAUUUUGAGACAGAUUGUCAUCAAAAGACAAAAGGUUUGAUUUAAGUCAAGAUUAAUUGUAAAAUAAAAGUUUACAUAGUUAUGCAAUCGGGAGUUAAUAAGAGAUUUUGAAUUUAUUUUUGAAAAUUGUUCUUAAGUGCGUGUAUUAUCCUGUAAAAAUCGUAUCAUCUUUUUUACUAGACUUCUUACACUGAUUGACGAGUUUUAGUAAAAGUUCCUUGAUAGAAAUAGCUGUAUAUCAAAAUAUCGUGAAAUUGAUUCCUUUUUGAGUAAUACCGUCUAUAUAAAAAUAGAUUUUUAUUAACCCUUAACUGGGGACGUGCGGUCCGUGAGACCGCUAGCGAUGGAUUUUCUGUCACCCCUAUUCUAUUUUUAGCUCAAUUGAAUGGAUUGACCCUAUAGCUUCCUGUUUUGAGACUUUCAAUACACUUGCACUGUUUCAACCGAUUUUAGCAGAUGCUUUUUAAAAUAAUUCAGUUAUUUCUUCUAGCGCGGUCUCUAAGACUGCAUCUCCCUGUUAGUGUCCCGAUGAUAAACAAGGCUUAGCAGAGGACGCUAAAACUUGGGCCCCGAAAUAUCAUCCAGUUUACUGAUCCUAUUAUGAAGCAGUGCUCCAGACACUUUUAAAUGAAGCAGAAAGUGAUUUUAAUGAUAAGGAUAACUGUACAGAAGAGUUUUUCGAUGAGAGUUCGCAUUCAACUGAUUUUGAUAUGUAUGUUCGAACAUAAUUAAUUUUUCUAGUGAUAAUGUAUUUUGAAAAACUUAUAAAAUAUAUUAAUAUACCAAGAGAUAUAUAUACAGAAUUUAUAGAUUGAUUUUUAUACUAGUUCUUAACCUGUAUGUUUAAAAUGCCCUAGAAAACCGUGCUAUGAAAAUCACACAAGCCGAUAAAAAAGGGUAACUUUUACCCAUUAUCAUUUUUUUUUAUUUUUCAUAUAAUUGUUGAAUUUUACAUUAUAUUGUCUUCUAUGUACCUUCAUAUACAGUAAAAAUAAAUAUGAUUUAAAGAGUAAAAAGUAAUAGGCUUUUUCAAGAAUAUUAUUUAUUGUAACAUGUAAUUUGAGAAGAAAAUGUAUGUUUAAACGCAAUUACUUUUUUCAAUGACAAUAUAUUUUGAAAAAUUUAUAAAACAUAUCUAUAUAUCAAGAAAAAUAUCUGCAAAAUAUGUUGGCAGUUUUUCAUACUAAUACAUUCAUUAGAAUUAAUUAUAGAAUUAAUUCUAACGAAUGAAUUAAUAAUAGAAUUUAAUUUGAGUCUAAAUAAAAUGCGGUCUCGUAGACCGCAUCUUCCCAGUUAAGGGUUAAUCUAUGUUAUAAACUGGAUAUAUUCAGUACUUAACAGCCAAUGUUUCUGAUGUAUAUCUAAUAAAAGUUUAUGCUAGAUAUAAUUGUGAAGCUAGAACUUUUUGGUACUUUUCAGCACUUUAAAAGAAUAGAAUUCGAAAGUAAAUUCCAUUCCUUGAUUUCCAUAAUUUAAUUU